Molecule: messenger RNA, 954 nt
Organism: Laetiporus sulphureus 93-53
Lineage: Eukaryota; Fungi; Basidiomycota; Agaricomycetes; Polyporales; Laetiporaceae
Exons: 3
Coding region: 1-954 (317 amino acids)
Source: RefSeq, a predicted model, not a curated record
AUGAAUCGUUGCUUAGCUAGACAGGACUCUCCAACUACCCAUCAAUUGAUCCAUAUCAUCCCACUUGUGAACAUUGCCUCAAUACUUAUGCCAAACGCACGCUAUGUUCUCUCCGUCGACUGUCCUGUCAAGUGGACGGCCGCGCAAGGGCGAUCUGUAUCCAAUGACUACCCUUUCGCGGAUAUCCAAGCCUCUACAUCUGCCGAAUUUGUUCAGCGGAGAUAUCUGGACUUCUUAUGGUUACCUGAAUCUAUCUCGCCUCUGCGAUGUCUUAUCCCGACACUUCUCCGAGCAGCGGAUCAAACACCGUCAACCAGCGAGAAACAUCCCCUCCAUGGUCUCCUCCAGCCAAUCUUGCUCACUCCGCGCUUGGCCUCUCAGAAAUACCACUCACGGAUCAGCCAGAUUCUCGAGGACGACAGUGGUACUGGAGAUGUAGAAGAGAACAUGAUAUGGUUCGCACUUAAAUACGAGAAGGCCGACGAGGAGGAAGCUGCGGCGGCCCAAGGCGACUUUGAUGCGGAUGAUCGGUGGAAACACGAAUGGCUAGCUCGUAUGGAGCGAAGGGAAGUACAGAUUCAGAUCCUCCUCCACUUCCUUCUAUUGUCUUUGCCUGGUGCUCCGAAACCUCCUGUCGAGCUCACAGCAACAGAGCUUUCCCCACAUUUAUCAUCGCCGAAGAAGCGAAAGCGAAAGCGUUCUGCAUCUCCUCCACCCCGUAUACUCUCUCUAGAAGAGUGUCUCGAGUUGUUCAUGGACAAGAUGUCCAUGUGGCAGCUCAUGACGUCGCUGGAGACGGAUGAUGACAAGAGAAACGUCCAGCACUCCGUGAACACGAAAGGCAAGAAGAAAUCUCUUGAUGAAAGGGACUGGAUGCAAGCGUUCUGCGAGGACGUCAUCGAGAAACAGUACGUGGGCAGGACCUGUCUCGUUCCAUUGGAUCGGCUCAUCUAG